Molecule: messenger RNA, 366 nt
Organism: Caenorhabditis remanei
Lineage: Eukaryota; Metazoa; Nematoda; Chromadorea; Rhabditida; Rhabditidae
Exons: 4
Coding region: 1-366 (121 amino acids)
Cellular component (GO): mitochondrion; respiratory chain complex IV
Source: RefSeq, a predicted model, not a curated record
AUGCCUGUCCAAGUUGAGGUUCCCCCAACCACCUACGAAAGACUUCAGCAAUACAAGGAGAAGUUCUCCGAUGCUCUCCGUCACCCAGACUCUCCAGACUGGUACAAAAAGGAGACACACGAAAGUGUGAAGAAGGAUCUUCUCUGGGCAGCUCCUUAUGACGCUAGAUUCCCACAAGUCCGUAAGCAACGUCAAUGCUUCGCCUAUUACGUUGACUUCCAUCGCUGUAAUGAGUUGAUGGGACAGGACUACAAGCCAUGCAAGUUCUUCCAGAACGUUUACAAGGACUUCUGCCCUGGAUUCUGGACUGAGAGAUGGGACGAGCUUCUUGCCGAGGGACGUUUCCCGGCUAAAUUCGACCGCUAA